Messenger RNA from Daldinia vernicosa, 1279 nucleotides. Its product is annotated as Smr domain protein. NCBI's taxonomy places the organism in Eukaryota, Fungi, Ascomycota, Sordariomycetes, Xylariales, Hypoxylaceae. Bases 258 to 995 code for a protein of 245 amino acids. The record is from RefSeq and is a predicted model, not a curated record. The transcript is spliced from 5 exons.
CCGACGGUAACGUAGCCGGCUUGGGAACGGAUAGGCUGCAGAUCUCGUACGCCCUACUUCGCGUUGCUAGCUCAAUCAAGCUUUCGUUUGCAAAAAGUAAAAUUACUUAUUGAUUAUUAUCCCUUUUUCGACUUGAGGCUCAAGCGCUCGCUGUCGCCGAUAGGUACGCGCAAGUGCCCCAAGCUUAGACCGCCUAUACACCCCAAGCUUCUAAUUACAUCCUUCUCCCUCGCUCACCGCGAUAUACAAUUAGCAUAAUGGCUAUUCCCCUAACGCGAUUAGGAGGCGGAGCCUUCAACCAUAGUCCGAGUAAUGACGCCGAAGCCGAAUAUGACCGGCUCCGAGACUUAGCGCGGGAGGAAGCCGCGAAACGGAACAGCUGUUUCGACCGGGCGCACCAGGCAUACGAGCGCGGCGACGGCGCCGAGGCCAAGGAGUUGAGCAACGAAGGCAAGCGGCACGCCGCUAAGAUGGACGAGUACAACCGCCAGGCCAGCGAGUACAUCUUCCGGGAGAACAACGCGCCGGCCCGGGUCCCCGAGGACACCAUCGACCUGCACGGCCAGUUCGUCGAGGAGGCGGAGGACAUUCUCGAGCGCCGCAUCCGCCAUGCUCAGAAGCAGGGGCAGACGCAUCUUCACGUCAUCGUAGGCAAGGGGAACCACAGCACCGACGGCGUGCAGAAGCUCAAGCCCCGCGUGGAGCAGGUGUGCCGCGAGCUAGGGCUGCAGUAUGCGACGGAGGACAAUGCGGGCCGCAUAUACGUCAACCUCCAAGGCGGCGAGGCCGUAAUCCCACCGCUCCCCCCACAGCCGCCGGCCCAGCACGGCGAGCACGGAUAUGGCAGCGGACAGCCACAGCACCACCAGGGGGGCCGGCCGCAGCAGCACCACGCCCACCAGCAGCAACAACAGGAGCAGGAACAGCCCGCCGAGCUGGAGCAGCUACUAUCGAAGUUUGUGCGCAAGCUGGGGGAUUGUUGUGUUGUUAUGUGAGGGGUUUUAGCAAAUCCAGUUUUGCCAUCAAUCAGUUAAGGGCCCCAGAAUCAGGAAUGGCGCUUCGGGUGUUAUAUUUCAGGCGGGCAAUUUUAGGCACAUGCCCUAACGUGAAAAGAGGGAGAAUGAUGAUGCGGGUUUCGUAAGGGGUGCUUUGAAGGAUAGGUAUCUACACGCUUUAUGAGGAUUCUCUGGGUCUGGUUUACGAUUCUAUGAGACUAGGUACUUAGGUUGCUAUAGAUUAUUGAGAUGCUACAGAUACAGUUUCGAAGCUAGUUUUGUUC